AUGCAAGAAUGGCUAUGGCGUGUGGCGUUACAAGUCGUCUUGUUAGCCGCUUUUGGCCAGGCGACUCUCUUGCAUCGCAAUGGCUCCCUCUCGACUGAACCCCCACGAAGAAACGGCACGACUACCAUAACAAGAAACGCUACGGCCACAACAACCACGCCCUCCGACGGCAAGGGGAUCGCGUUCGCGGAAAGCUGUCAAGCAGCACUGCUAGCCUGGAGCUCAUCGACGGACAGUUAUGGCUCCAAAUAUGGCACAGUAUCAACCUCAUACUACACUGGAUCAAUGACUUACAACUCGCAUCUUCCCGGAGCCACCACAAUCCACAGCCUGACCACUCUAUGCGACGGAUACCCUCGUGUUGUAGGACCGGUGACCUACAGCACAGCAGGAGUGGUCACAAUCUCUUCGAAGUGGACGAAUACCAAUCCAACCUUCGUCCUUGCCAGCUACACAUCCCCAGCGCCGUGCUCCAUCGGCCCGCGGGAUUGCGAGCUCCUCUACAGCUCAUGGACGAGCCAUUGGCACGAAUACACCGCGACUGGCGGCUCCAAUGGCCUACGAAACCCUCCGUGUGAGACUGAGACCUUCACGCGUACUUGGUCUACCAACUCACAAGGCGGGUCAUGCAACAACUGUCAGGUCAUCGGGAGCAAGAUCCGACUGCUAUACUGGCCGGUGGUCACAAAAGCUGGCAAUCACAAUCUGUGCGACGGCGCUGCCCAAACAGUGACCGCCGCGCCCACUGGAGACGAGCCCAACACUUUCGUGACUGAAGGCAUCACCAUCACCAGCCCUUCUGUGGCAGUGUCAAUAGGAGGUCUCUCGAGAGUCGACAAGUGCGGGACUGUCGUGCCAUACACUGUCAUACCCGUCCUGCCGGAAGACGUCUCCUCAGUCCAAGGAGCGCGAGCCUUGUUCACGCACAGGCAGUUCAACUUCGCCGAUCUCAACUACAGAUGUCUUUCGGACCCAGACACCAUCUUCAUGACCACCGGCACUCGCACUGACUGCUACCAAGAAGUGCCUGCUUCGGACUACUUCUACGGCUUCGCCAACGCUGCUGGAGUGGAUUGGUAUGCUUCUACAGCAUUCCAAAACUCCACGAUCUGGCCGAACUACCAGCCUCAAGUCCUUCCGCCCAAUACUCUAACGCAAGCAAUUCGGAGCCUCUGGGGUGAAAACUGCAACAUCCACCCCGAUGGCGUGUGGGAUCCUCCGAUUGCGCUUUCACCUGAGACUACGCUGCCCGCGCCUGAAGCGGAUUGCACAACGAUCACAUACCUUACUCCGACUUCGACACCUGCUAUUCCGGCACCUACCGUACAUCACGUCCCGCCACCCACAGCUCAUACCAAAGCACAUACUACGGUCCCGGAAACCAUUGUUCCUACCAUCAUCGCACCACACCCGUCUAAGACCGCCGCACAUGUGCCUCAAAACACUGUCUUGUCCGUCACCCUGGAAGACCAAGUCUUCACCAUGGAACACGCUGGAGGCGAGCCGGCGCUAGUCAACGAGCACACGACGGUGAUGCUUGACCCAGAAGAGCAGCAUGGCGAGCCAACGAAUGCCGGUUCUUCGGGGGGACCCAAGGUAUCCGAGCCACCGAACGCAGGUACUCCCAAAGGACCUAAAGAACCCGAACGACCAAAUGCAGGUACUCCGAAAGGACCGAAAGAAUCCGAACGACCGAUCGCAGUCAAUCCAAAGGGGCCAAAAGAAUCCAAAUCAUCGAGUGCACUUAAACCCAAGGGCCGAAAAGAAUCCGAGGAAUCAGCGCCAGAAGUGGUGACGAUUGCACCCGGUCGCUACAUUGUCCAGGGACUUGAGCAUGGCGACUACAAUGUCGAUGGCGUUUCCACAACUUUCACCGUGGAGGGGGACGAAGCAGCAGCAACCGAGCAAAGUCAUUCAACGAAACCCACGGCGCCGUCACAGCCCGAAUCGACAAGGAGCAGAGGGAAACAAUCUAGUGCGGCAUCAUCACAACCCAAAUCGACAGGAGGUUCGGCAUCGCAGUCCGGCACAAAGGCGAAGGGCUCACAGUCCCACGACAAGGGCAGCGAAGGCAACGAGGCGAAGGAAGAUGGGCCGAAAUCCAGCGGUGUCAGCGACGACGGAUCGCAGUCUCUUCCCGACGGCAGUAAAGGUGGAUCGCAGUCUCAAGCCGACGACAGUGGAGAUGGAUCGCAGUCUCAAGCCGACGGCGGUAAAGGUGGAUCAAAGUCUCAAGCUGAUGGCAGUGAAAACGGCUCACAGUCCGAAGCCAACAGCAAUGGGAAUGGGUCUAACGCUGAGAGUAGUGGUAGAUCCCAGAAUCAAGAUGACGACCAGCCAGAAACGAAUGCAGCGAGCGACAGGACAGAGCAUUUUGGACUUUUGAUGUGCCUGGUCGUCACUUGUUUCGGAGCGUUGGCGGUAAUGUAG
This is a messenger RNA of Saxophila tyrrhenica, 2430 nucleotides long. RefSeq lists its product as uncharacterized. The coding region runs from base 1 to 2430 and encodes 809 amino acids. The transcript has a single exon. The record is from RefSeq and is a predicted model, not a curated record. NCBI's taxonomy places the organism in Eukaryota, Fungi, Ascomycota, Dothideomycetes, Mycosphaerellales, Extremaceae.